AUGGCGGCGCCGCGGUAGCUGUCGGCGAGUUGUGGCGUCCGAGGAGCCGCGACGGUUUCCGCCCUCGGGCCGCAGGGGCCGUCACGCUCGGCUGCGGGGUGCGCUUGCCCAUCGUCCCGCAUCGGGCACCUGUUCAGGGCUGGGGCUGUUGCCGUGGCGGUGGGCCCGGGGGAGCGCCGGUGACCUCGCUGCGAGCGCUCUGCGCCGGCCGCGGUCGCCGGAGGAGAAGGGCAGCCGGCCUCCCGGGUCUCCCCGAGCUGCGUAGUGCUUGAGGCCCCCGAGGGCCCUGGGGGAGCCCCAGCUUUGCGGAGCUGCGGGGGUUUGAACCCUCGGUGUGUGACCGGCAGCCUCGUACCCCUGAGGGCGCAGAGAAGACCGCAAGGACUUUGCUUCCCCCUCCCGAGGCCGGGCUCCCCCGCGUUCUUUCCCACUUCCUCUCCAUGUCCCCACCAUACACCUGGAAAUAUGAUCAGCGCCCCUGACGUGGUGGCCUUCACCAAAGAGGACGAGUACGAGGAGGAGCCUUACAAUGAGCCGGCCCUGCCCGAGGAGUACUCGGUGCCACUCUUCCCCUUUGCCAGCCAAGGAGCCAAUCCAUGGUCCAAACUGUCCGGGGCCAAGUUCUCUCGGGACUUCAUCCUUAUUUCCGAGUUCUCUGAGCAGGUGGGACCCCAGCCCUUACUGACCAUACCCAAUGACACCAAAGUCUUUGGUACUUUCGAUCUCAAUUACUUCUCUUUGCGGAUCAUGUCUGUGGAUUACCAGGCCUCCUUUGUGGGCCAUCCCCCUGGUUCUGCCUACCCCAAGCUGAACUUUGUGGAGGACUCCAAGGUGGUGCUGGGAGACUCCAAGGAGGGGGCCUUUGCCUAUGUGCACCACCUCACCCUGUACGACCUGGAGGCCCGCGGCUUCGUGCGGCCCUUCUGUAUGGCUUACAUCUCGGCAGACCAGCACAAAAUCAUGCAGCAGUUCCAGGAGCUCGCAGCUGAAUUUUCCAAAGCGUCCGAGUGCUUAAAAACAGGCAACAGGAAGGCAUUUGCCGGGGAACUUGAAAAAAAACUGAAAGACUUGGAUUACACCAGGACAGUGCUGCACACCGAGACAGAGGUCCAGAAGAAAGCCAACGACAAGGGCUUCUACUCAUCCCAGGCCAUCGAGAAGGCCAACGAGCUGGCCAGCGUGGAGAAGUCCAUCAUCGAACAUCAAGACCUGUUGAGGCAGAUCCGCUCGUACCCUCAUCGGAAGGUGAGGGGGUCCGAUUUGUGUCCUGGGGAGACGGAGUACACGCAGGAGCCACGCAGCCAGGCGGCCACUACCUCUGGCCCUGAAGAGCCUGCUGACACAGACCUUUACACCUGCAGACCCGCCUACACCCCAAAACUCAUCAAAGCUAAGUCCACCAAGUGUUUCGACAAGAAGCUGAAGACCUUGGAAGAGCUCUGUGACACCGACUACUUCACCCAGACCCUGGCCCAGCUCAGCCACAUCGAGCACAUGUUCCGAGGAGACCUGUGCUACCUCCUGACCAGCCAGAUGGACAGGGCACUCCUGAAGCAACAGCGCAUCACAAGCUUCCUCUUUGAAGACUUGGUGGAGGUUGGUGACAGGGGGGUAGAGAAACAGGAGAGCACACCUGCUAAGCCCAGUCACGACAGGCCGCCUUCCGGCUCUCUGGAAGAAUGUCCAGUUCCUCAAGUGCUAAUUAGCGUGGGCUCCUACAAGUCCAGUGUGGAGUCCGUGCUGAUCAAGAUGGAGGAGGAGUCCAGGGAAGCAGAGGUGACAGAGUCAGGCAGUUUUGAGCCCCAGGAAAACCUGGACUACCUGGAUAUGGACAUGAAAGGGAGCGUCAGCAGUGGAGAGAGCAUCGAGGUGCUCGGCAUGGAGAAGCCCACCUCCUUGCUGUCGAAGUCGGACAGCCAGGCCAGCCUCACGGCGCCCUUGAGCCCCCAGGUGGUCCGGAGCAAGGCGGCCAGCCACAGGACGAUCAGCGGGGACAGUAUCGAAGUCCUCAGCACCUGUCCCUCUGAGGCCCUCAUCCCCGAGGACUUCAAGGCCAGCUACCCAAGUGCCAUCAACGAGGAAGAGGCCUACGCAGGUGACAGCAGGGGGACCAUCGACUUCCAGGCAGACGGCAGCCCGCCGGAGCCGGAGCCAGGAGAGGCCGAGGAGGGCGGCUCGGGAGUCACCCCGCUACAGAGAGACUCCUGCUGCACGGGGAGGGAGGGUGGCGCUCUGCAGGUGCCACUCUCCACCCCGGGCCACACGCUCUCCGCCGAGGACGGGGUUGUGAGCGUCCCCCCGCAGCGCUGCCGGCAGAAGGACCAGGGAUUCCACGUGGACUUCUCGGUGGAAAACACCAGCCCUUCUUCCCGAGACAACAGUUCCGAAGGCUUCCUUGCUUACGAGCUGGACCCGAGCCACCUGCUGGCCAGCCGGGACGGCAGCAAGACCAGCCUGGACGACCACGCCGACGCCACCAGCCACGGGAGCAGCGUCGGCUCCGCCAGCUCCGACAGGACUCCCCCCUCUGCUCCUCCCGUCGGCCCCUCAUCCGAGAGGCACAGGAAGAGGGCGGGCCAGAAUGCCUUAAAGUUCAUCCGCCAGUACCCCUUCGCCCACCCAGCCAUCUACUCCCUGCUCAGCGGGAGGACGCUGGUGGUCCUGGGGGAGGAGGAGGCUGUAGUCAGGAAGCUGGUGACUGCGCUGUCCAUCUUUGUCCCCAGCUACAGCCACCAGGCCAAGCCCGUGAAGCACUGGGUCUCCUCUCCUUUGCACAUCAUGGAUUUUCAGAAGUGGAAGCUUAUUGGCCUGCAGAGGGUGGCGUCCCCCACCAGUGCCAGCACCCUCCACGCCCUGAGCCGCUACAGCCGCUACACGAGCAUCCUGGACCUGGACCGGAAGACCCUGCGCUGCCCCCUCUACAGAGGCAGCCUGGUGCCGCGGCUGGCGGACCACCGCACCCACAUCAGGCGGGGCGGCACCUACGUCCUGCACGUGCAGAGCGUGCUGACGCAGCUCUGCGCCAAGGCCUUUCUCUACGCCUUCUGCCACCACCUGCACCUGCCCGCCCGCGGCAGGGACGCCGAGCAGCUGGCCACCCGUCGCCAGGCCAGCUUCUUGCAGCUGAACCUGGGGCUGGUGAACGAAGACGUCAAGGUGGUCCAGUACCUGGCGGAGCUGCUGCGGCUGCACUACACGCAGGAGCCGCCCGGGGCCGGCCCGCCCGCGCUCAGGUUUGACUACGUCCCCAGUUUCCUGUACAAGAUCUGA
Messenger RNA from Hippopotamus amphibius kiboko, 3270 nucleotides. It is a transcript of the gene SMCR8, whose product is annotated as SMCR8-C9orf72 complex subunit. Bases 466 to 3270 code for a protein of 934 amino acids. Gene Ontology annotation, molecular function: GTPase activator activity. Lineage: Eukaryota; Metazoa; Chordata; Mammalia; Artiodactyla; Hippopotamidae. The transcript has 2 exons. Gene Ontology annotation, cellular component: guanyl-nucleotide exchange factor complex. The record is from RefSeq and is a predicted model, not a curated record.